Caenorhabditis sp. 36 PRJEB53466 is the source of this 3084-nucleotide messenger RNA. The record is from the annotation of a GenBank genome assembly. Lineage: Eukaryota; Metazoa; Nematoda; Chromadorea; Rhabditida; Rhabditidae.
AUGAAAGUGAGUCUAAUAUGUUGCCUUCAUUCUCAAACUUUUCUAUCGAAUAUUAGGGUUGAGGUGCUCUCCUGGAGGAUCCUGUGAGACACUUGUUCGUGUAAAGUUCAUCAUGAAUCAAGCGUGAGUCAGACAACUUUUCCAAGCUCUUUUGGGUCAUCAUGUUCUGUAUUAUUUCGAGCGAAACUCUCGUUUCUUGUUUGUCUGCAGUUCAUAUUCAGUGCAACUUCUUCUUCUUUUUCUUCUUGUUGUCUGUCCAUGAAAAGCCCAUGUUUCCUCGUCGAUUUCUCUUCCAAAAUAGACAUUCGAUGUCAUCGUUAAAAUGCCUCGCUUUCCUCCUCUUUCUCAUCAGUACUUGUUGGCGGCUUUCCGCGUGCCCUCGGCGGUCUGUCCGCUCAGUACACACACACAUUCAUACGUACUAGCUCCCUUCCCCCUCGCCCUCUGUCCGUCCGUCCGUCCGUCCGUCCGUAUAACAAGUGUCUAUGUGUGUCUCUGUUGACCCCUUUUCUUCUCUUUCUCUCUUUCUCUCCAUCGCUCUCGUGCUUUUAUUCUUUCCUGCAUCCGAAAUACAUACUUUUUCGUUGUCUUUGUUCGGCUUUUGCAACUUUUUCAACUUAUCGAUUUUUUAUGUUCUUUUUUUCAUAGUUGCCACGGGCCGGGCCGGGCCGGGCCGGGCCGAAAUUUCCAAAACUCCGGCCCGGCCCGGCCCGGCCCGGUCGGCCCGGUUCAAAAAGCGGGAAUUCAAAAUUUGAAUUAUUGAUCGCAUGAAGCCAUUUUUUGUAGAAUUAGGGGAUUUUUGCAAGCAUCGAACAUUUAAAAACAAAUGUAUUUCUCAUAAAAAAUUCAUAAUAGCAAAAAAACAAAGAAGAAACACUAAAACUUUAGUUCGAAAAUUUUUUUUGUAAUAACGAAAAAAAAAUUUCCGCGAAAAUUUGAAUUCCCGCCUUUUUGAACCGGGCCGACCGGGCCGGGCCGGGCCGGCACUUCACCGACCCGGCCCGGCCCGGCCCGGCCCGCAUGGCCGGCCCGAAAUCUGGCAAGUCUGCUUUUUAUUCAAGGUUAACCAUCAGCGGCGAGAAAGGGUAAUCAACGAGUUUGAGGAAGACGACGAACAAGGAAAAGUGAGUGGACGAGUUGAAAUUUGAGUGAAAAUAGGUAAUUUGUUGCAGAAAAAGAUGUCGUUGUCCACUCAUUACCACGCGCACAAGCCAAAUGUGCCCAUUAUAAUGGAGGACGUCUUCGGAUGGGUCAGAGAGGGAAACGCUUUCCAAGUCGGUUUUUUUUCGGAUGAACAAUGCUUACUAUUAGAGAAUCUAAAAAUCUAAAAAAAAUCUUCGUUGAAAUGUUUCGAUCCAUAACUAAAUACCUAGUGAAGCACUUUCUAAAUACAGCUAGUGCAUUCUCAUCCGAACCGUUCCAAUUUGUAGGUGCGUGUCUGGCUGGACGACCAUGAGCACGACCUGAAUGUCGGCGACGAUCACGCAUUCUCGCUGCUCCACUGGGCCGCCAAAGAGGGCCACGUGUCGAUCGCCGAGAUGCUUCUGUCGCGUGGCGCCCGCGUAAACUCGACCAACAUGGGCGACGACACGAGCCUCCAUCUGGCCGCCGCGCACGGUCACAGACAGGUCGUCGUGAAGCUGCUCUCGAGGAAAGCCGAUGUGAACGCGACGAACGAGCACGGAAUGACGCCGCUGCACUACGCGUGCUUCUGGGGUUACGAGCAGAUCGCCGAGGAUCUCAUUCAGUACGGAGCGCUCGUGAAUGUGUGCAACAAAAAGGGGCAGACGCCGUUGGACGUCUGCCAGCCACAGUGCAAGAACAUCGUUUUGGGUAGGAAAGGAAAUGAGAAAUGAGCAUAUGAAUAAGCGGUGCAAUUCAGAAAUCGCUCACGAGAACGGUCAGGCGCCGAAUGACAGAGUUCCAUUCAAGGACACGACGUGGAAGGGAACGAAAUCGCGUACUCGUGAUGCCACACUCUCCAGAUACACUGGAGUCGAUGUCUCGUCGCUGAAUCUCAUCACCAAGGUAUUUUUUUUUAGAAAAUCUUCAACGUAAAAACUGUACGAUCUAAGCUUCCUGAAAAGAUAUCGAAAAAUUGCUCUUCAAAAAAUUUUGCACACUUUAAUCUCUACGGGCGCCUAAAUGCGUCCUUUUGAAUGCGCUUUUGAACUCAAUGAGAAUAUGCAGAUCGCCGAAUCGCACUCGGGAGAGUUGUGGCGUGGAAAGUGGCAAGGAAACGACAUUGUCGCCAGAAUCCUCAAUGUUCAGGAGGUUACCGCCCGUAUUUCCAGAGACUUCCAGACCGAAUUCCCAGCUCUCAGGUAGGUAAUCCUCAUAUUCCUCCUCAACACUUUUUCAACUCUUCAGAAUCUUCGCGCAUCCGAACAUCUGCGCAGUGUUGGCCGCAGCCAAUCAGCCGCCGAACCUCGUCGUCAUCUCGCAGUACAUGCCAUUCGGAAGCCUUUAUAACGUGCUCCACGAGCAGAGCUGUACGUCGUUCCCUCGCCAAUUCUGUGUGUUAUUCUUUGUUUCAGCUGUCGUCAUCGACCACAGUCAGGCGGUGCGGUUCGCGUUGGACAUUGCGCGUGGCAUGAGCUAUCUGCACAGUCUGGAUCCGAUGAUCCUCAGGUUCUACCUCUCCUCGAAGCAUGUCGUCGUCGACGAAGAACUGACGGCGAAACUGUCGAUGGCCGACACGAAGUUCUCGUUCCAGGAGGUCGGAAAGGCGUAUUCGCCGGCGUGGAUGUCUCCAGAAGCACUCACGCGCGCGCCCGACAACCUGAACAUCCGCGCCGCCGAUAUGUGGUCGUUCGCCGUUUUGCUGUGGGAAUUGAACACUCGCGAGGUGCCGUUCGCCGAUCUCGCGCCCAUGGAGUGCGGAAUGAAGGUGAGCUGCACUCUUGAUCCUUCAAAAAUGGAAAAAGUGAAUUUCAGAUCGCGCUGGAAGGCCUCCGAGUUCAAAUCCCGCCGGGUAUCGCGCGGAACAUGAACCGCCUGAUGAACAUUUGCAUGAACGAGGACCCCGGAAGACGUCCGAACUUUGACCAGAUUAUUCCGAUUCUUGAGAAGAUGACGCUAUAG